Molecule: messenger RNA, 1062 nt
Organism: Plasmodium malariae
Lineage: Eukaryota; Apicomplexa; Aconoidasida; Haemosporida; Plasmodiidae
Product: pyridoxal kinase, putative
Exons: 3
Coding region: 1-1062 (353 amino acids)
Biological process (GO): pyridoxal 5'-phosphate salvage
Cellular component (GO): cytosol
Molecular function (GO): pyridoxal kinase activity
Source: RefSeq, a predicted model, not a curated record
AUGAGCAAAGAAAAUAUCGUUUCUAUACAGUCUCAAGUAUUUGAUGGAUUUUGUGGAAACAAUAUUGCUUCUUUUGUGUUAAGACGAAGAGGACAUAUACCAAAAAUUCUGAACACCGUUCAUUACUAUUCAAAGUACAAACACAUAGGUGAUGAAACAAAACACGAGGAAUUAAACAAAAUUUUAUCCGAAUUUAUCAAAGAUAAUGUGUCAAGUUUAGAUUGUAACAACAUAUAUUUCUUAACAGGAUACAUUAAUACGAAAGAGUGCGUUGAGGUGGUACUCAAAAAUAUUAUAGCUUUGAAAAAGGAAAAGGAAAAAAAAUAUAUCAACCUGAACAGUGCAGGGGUGACAGGAGCAUCAACUGCGGAAACAGUAGCAAAAAUGGCAGCAACAACGACAGCAACAACGACAGCAACAACGACAGCAGCAACGAAAGAGAAAGAUGAAAAAUGCCAAACAAAAGAAGACGAAUACUUAAUUGAAGAUAUAAUAGAAGUUAAUUUUUUUUGGUUAUGUGAUCCCGUAAUGGCAGAUUAUGGAAAGCUAUAUGUCCACAAGGACGUUGUUGAUGUUUAUAAAAAGUAUGCCUCAUUUGCAGAUAUAAUUACGCCAAAUCAGAAUGAGUUAGAAUUACUAUGUGAUACAAAAAUAAAUAAUGAAAAUGAUACAAUAAAAGGCUUAACACUGUUACUAAAUAGUGGAGUUAAACUUGUCAUAGUAACUUCUGUUCAGUAUAAUUUUGAUAUGGAUCAUUUAUAUUUGUACGUCGGUUUUUUAAGUAAGAAAAAAGAAUUAACCUAUUUUAAGUAUAAAAUAUACAGAUAUGACUAUUGCGUGAGCGGUUCAGGUGAUUUGUUCUCUUCACUGUUACUAUCAUUCAUUAUUAGGGGUGGAGGAAAUAUUCUUCACAUUAUUUCCAAAGUUUUAAAUAUUCUGCAUUGUGUUAUAAAGAACAGCUUAAAUUCGUUGGAGUUGCACAUAAUAGAAAAUCAAGAUAUAAUUGCAAGUGACGGGUUAUGCGGUACUAUGCAUAAGGAGGAGCCUGUUUUUUUAUUAUAA